AUGCGCAUUCCCCGCCCCUAUAUCCGGCAUGCUCUACCCAGGGGCAUUAGCCCUUUUGCCUCUCAGCAAAUGCCCCCUCCAUCGCCAGCAUCCUCGAAGCCGAAUAAUCGGCGGUCGCGUGGGCAAGUCUGGGGGCGAAGACUACUGAUAGCAGGGGCACUGGGAGGUACUCUGUAUGUGUAUGACAAGGAGUACAAUGCCAGUGCUGUUGGAAGAAGCUUGAGAACUGCGUAUAUCGGAGUUCAGACGACUGACUGCACUAUAGACAAGAUUAACUUUGCUCCCUCGAAAGCCGAUCAGAUAGAAGCUCUCCACUCUCGAGUCGCCAAUCGCCUCCGAUGGGUCAUCGACACCAAUCAAGGCCUCUACCUCAAACUCGGCCAAGCUCUCGGCCUCCAAGCAGCCCUCCUGCCAAAGCCAUAUCGUGAAGCGUUUGGCCAUGUCUUUGAUCGUGCUCCUGCAGUGCCGUAUGAAGAGGUAGUAGGAGUCUUCAUAAACGACGUGGGGGUCAGGCCGGAGGAUAUCUUUGAGACCUUUUCGGAGGAAGCUAUGGCGACAGCUAGUGUAGCCCAGGUGCACAAGGCGACCCUCAAACCUGGUGUGGGGAACGAGAAAGACAGCAAGCCUGUAGCUGUCAAGGUACAAAAGCCAGAAAUAUCUCUUCAAAUGGAGUGGGAUCUGUUCAGCUACCGUGCCUUGAUGUGGCUCUCCGAGAAACUAUUCGACAUGCCGAGUGACGCCAAAUACGUAUCCGCCCAAAUGCGAUACGAAACCUCCUUCAUCCACGAAGCCGGAAACGCCCGUCGCUGCGCCGUUCUGCUAGCACAGACCCCGGAACUUCGGGAUGACGUCUACGUACCCAGAGUCUAUGGCAAAGACGAAGGCUGUCAGGAGAGCGAUCGGGUGAUGGUCAUGGAAUGGGUGGACGGGUGCCGGCUUAAUGAUAAGAAGCAGAUUGAGGACUGGGGUCUGAAUGUACGCGAAGUGAUGGAUCUCACAAUCUCCACCAUGUCCGCCAUGACCUUUUCCUGGGGAUUCGUACACUGCGAUCCUCAUCCAGGCAACAUCCUCGUCAGACCGCAUCCCACCAAAAAGGGCAAGCCUCAAAUUAUCUUGAUAGACCACGGCCUGUAUAUCGAUCUACCCCGGCAAUUCAGGGAAGAUUAUUGUACGCUGUGGAGAUCGUUGUUUGUGAUUGAUGUUCCAAAGAUAGAGACGAUAGCGAGGAAAUGGGGUAUCGCCCUGGAUCCUAACCUGUUUGCAUCCGCCAUACUCCUCCGACCUUUCCAAGUCAACAACCGUGACAAGAAAGCUGCCCCAAAGCCCGAGACCCAAGGCGACGCCACGGCGGAGCAAGACCAGUAUGCUCAGCAGGUGGAGCUGAAGAGAAGGUUGAAGACUAUGUUGGAGAACGAGCAGCUCAUCCCUCGUGAACUCAUCUUCCUCACCCGCUGUCAACGCAUGAUGCAAGCCGCCAACCAACUCCUCGGCUCGCCUUCCUCCCGUAUCAACAUUACCGCUAAAUGGGCUUCCAUUGGGUACACCCGAUCCCUGACUGGCUCAAGGUCAUUGCAUAAUGUGGGGUGGUGGGUCUGGAUGAGGGAAAGAGUGGAGGAUGUGAUCUUUCGAGUGACGGUGGGGUUCUUUGAUUUGGCUUUCUGGGCGAAUGCUCUCAAGCAGCGAAUCAUGCCGAGGGAAAAGGGUGACUGGGAGGAAAGACUCCAGGCGCAAUUUGAGACCAUGGCCAAGGAGGAGUUUGGUAUCGAAAUCGACGAUGAUGUCUUCCUGGGCUAA
This is a messenger RNA of Cryptococcus wingfieldii CBS 7118, 1794 nucleotides long. RefSeq names its product Atypical/ABC1/ABC1-B protein kinase. The transcript is spliced from 10 exons. Bases 1 to 1794 code for a protein of 597 amino acids. The record is from RefSeq and is a predicted model, not a curated record. Lineage: Eukaryota; Fungi; Basidiomycota; Tremellomycetes; Tremellales; Cryptococcaceae.